This is a messenger RNA of Nymphalis io (European peacock), 5007 nucleotides long. RefSeq names its product peroxisomal acyl-coenzyme A oxidase 3-like. The coding region runs from base 184 to 2247 and encodes 687 amino acids. Lineage: Eukaryota; Metazoa; Arthropoda; Insecta; Lepidoptera; Nymphalidae. Gene Ontology annotation, cellular component: peroxisome. Gene Ontology annotation, biological process: fatty acid beta-oxidation using acyl-CoA oxidase; lipid homeostasis. Gene Ontology annotation, molecular function: fatty acid binding; FAD binding; pristanoyl-CoA oxidase activity. The transcript has 13 exons. The record is from RefSeq and is a predicted model, not a curated record.
CGCCCGCCGCCCGCGCUUCAUUACAGGAGUGUAUAUUUUAGACCAUACAUAACAGGAAAUAUAAACUCCUAUUAAAGCCUUUCUGUUCAUAACAUAACUUUAGUCUUGUUUUAACCAGUGGGAGAGUUUGAAGCCCUUGUGAUUUUACAGUGUAAACUUUUCAUUCAUUUAAUAUCAAGAAUAAUGGAAGAUUUAAGUUUUAUACCGGAACUCCCGAGCGGGCCCCUAGAUGUAUACAGGAAUGGAGCUUCGUUCAACUGGAAGCGACUUAAAUUGGCCCUCGAAGGAGACAUUGAUUUAUUGAAACUUAAGUACAAAAUAUGGCGUACGCUGGAAAAAGAUCCUCUCUUUGCCCAUCCCCCGGUAACACCUCCACUGGAAGAACAGAAGAGAAUAACCCAGUUGCAGUUAAAGAAGAUAAACGAAUACAAGUUCAUUCCCAAGGAAAUGUUCAAUGCCAGUUACAGUAAACGGACACGGACAAUAAUGACAAUAAACGAGGCGGUCCAAUCGCUUAACCCAAGCGUGUCUGUGAAGAUGGCCAUCGGUAUAUAUCUGUUCUCAAAUGCACUCCUUUCGUUGGGGACAGAGAGACACCUGAAGUUUUAUGAAGCCACGAUAAAACAUAGAGAGAUAUUAGCAAGUUUCGCGCUAACGGAGAUCGCGCACGGUUCGGACGCGCGACUCAUGCGCACAACCGCCACGUACGACCCCGCCCGCAAGGAGUUCGUCGUGCACACGCCAGACUUCGAGGCGGCUAAAUGCUGGGUUGGUAAUCUAGGUAGAACAUGUACCCAUACUCUGCUGUUCGCGCAGUUGAUCACACCAGACGGCACCAACCACGGCCUCCACGGGUUCGUGGUGCCUAUCCGAAACCCGGACACCUUGGAACCGUAUCCCGGUCUCACCGUUGGGGAUAUGGGAGAGAAGAUUGGUGUCAACGGCAUUGAUAACGGAUUCAUAAUGUUCAACCAGUACAGAAUACCGCGAGAAAAUCUUCUCAACAGAACAGCGGAUGUCACCGAGGAUGGCACUUACGAGAGUUCCUUCUCGGAGCCGUCAAGGAUACUCGGAGCGGCUUUGGAGAAUUUAUCAGCAGGUCGUAUCGGCAUAAUGCAGGAGAGCUGCCACUCGCUGGCGAGCGCCGUGAGCAUCGCGGUGCGGUACGCCGCCACGCGCACGCAGUUCGGCGAGCGCGACCGCGAGACGCCGCUCAUCGAGUACCCGCUGCACCAAUGGCGUCUAUUCGGUUACGUUGCUGCGGCGGUUAUCUACCGGCUGUAUAUCGGUAAAUUUACAUAUAUAUACCUGAACAUGGUGGAGAAAUCAAACGCCGGACACAGAGUGGAUAAUUUGAGCGAGGCGGUGUCGGAGAUCCACGCCAUGGUGUCGAGCAGCAAGCCGCUGCUGACGUGGGGCGCCCUGCGAGCCGCGCAGCAGGCACGGGAGGCCUGCGGCGGGCACGGCUAUCUCAAGUGCUCCAACCUGGGCGACAUCCGCAGCAACCACGAGCCGACGGUGACGUACGAGGGCGACAACAACGUGCUGUCGCAGCAGGCCGGCAACUGGCUGCUCCGCCAGUACGAGGCGGCGCGCGCGGGGCGCGACGUGGACUCCCCGCUGCGCUCCGUGGCCUUCCUGCGCGCGCUGCCCGCCACCAGCCGCGCCGCCUUCCGCGCCUCCACCACCGCCGACCUCAAGAACCCUCAGUUUAUAAUCUCAACGUACAAGUGGCUUCUAUGCUGGUUACUGAAGUACACUCACGAGAGAAAUGAGGCGGAACUCGCCAAAGGGCUCACUAAAGUCCAGGCGAGGAACAACUGCCAAGUGUACAGGUGGAAAAAUCUCACCAAGGUCUACGCGGAGUAUCUCUCUCUUAUAUUCUCCUUGGAAGCCAUAGAGGAGAAGGAGAAAGAGCUACAGCCGGUUUUGAUGAAACUGUUCUGCCUAUAUGGUCUGUGGUGCCUCGACGAUAACUUGGUGGAAUUGUACCAGGGGGGAUACUCAACGGGAGAGGAAAUGGCGCGAUUGAUCAGAGAUGCUGUGUUGGAACUUUGUUCGGAAGUGAAAGGAGAUGUCGUUAGUGUAGUGGAUGCGCUUGCGCCGACGGACUUCGUUCUGAACUCCGUUUUGGGAAAAAGUGAUGGAAAGUUAUACCAGAAUCUCCAGAAAGCAUUCUUCAGUCAGCCCGGCGUUUUCGAGCGAACGCCGUGGUGGCGAGACGUCGUACCUUCCUCUAAACUGUAAGAUAUAUCCAAAACAUAGAUUUGGAUAAAAAAAACAUUAUUGUAUAGAGAAUAAAAACAAUUUUCCCCUACAUCUUAAUCACUAAAUACAAAAAUUAAUUUGAUUUAUUUUUAUACCAUAUUAAUACUUUACCGAAGGUAUGUUAUUUUUUAUAUUAGAUUAUUUUUAUCUUAAAGUAUUUUUUGUAUGACUUUUUUUAAACAAUGAGAAUCUUUCACUUAAAUAUGUUGUGCCGUAGUACUUGAAACAUACUUUUAAACACAUUUUAAUAACAUAUCAUGUAGAAAUUUAACUAAUGUGUUAGUCUUAUUUCUAUUUAAUAUUCCAUAAACAAAGUUUAAAAAUAGCGUUGGAUUGUUUUUGUUAUGUUAUAUUUUAUUAAAGGCAUAAGUUGAAAAAUGAUAAUAAAUUUUGUAUCAUGUAAGUUAUCAACGCGUGUUUUACGUGUCAUGAAGCCCGCGGUGAUUAUUUUUAUGUCGUAAGUUUACUGGUUUAACCCUACCAAAAACCGUUGAUAGUGUGUAAGAAAUGUGUUCUUUAAUGUCAAAAUUAAACAUGACAAUGAAAUCAAUGUAUACAGCCAUUACUAUAUUUAACGUUGCCAUUUAAUAUAUAAGUUGUAGCGCAACUAUAAAAGGAAUACCAUAUGAAAAUUUAUGAAUACAUGAAAGGUAUAUUAUUUACUUAAAAUUGAGAUUUUCUAUUAAUAAUAUAAUUAUGGCAAAUACUAUACGGGAUCACCUAUAAAUUACAUCACACAUUAAAGUGGAAUAGUUUUCCGCCAAAUGUGUACGUGUGAUAAGAUGAUUGUAAGCUAUGACUUUAAAUUUAAAAUCAAAUGCAGUAAAUUUGCCAAAUAUUGGAAAUUAAAUAUAAAUUCAUAGUCUUUUCUCAUAUUGAGCGAUACUUGUCAAUAUUGAAAACGUUUGUGAUGUCACAGCAUAGGAAUCAUUUUAAUGUGUGAUAGAGGAUCAUGAGCUGUCAUUGUGUGAUGUCAUUUAUGAAUCGUUAAGUCCUAAAUCGAAUAUCGACUAAUAGGUUUGAUUUGACAAGCCGGUUGGCGUGGUUGUUAAAUACUUGCCUUUCACGUCGAAGGUUGUGGGUUCGAUUCCCACCCAGGACAGACAUUUGUGUGCAUGAACAUGUCUGUUUGUCCUGAGUCUGGGUGUAAUUAUCUAUAUAAGUAUGUAUUUAGAAAAAGAAAAGUAGUAUAUGUAGUAUAUCAGUUGUCUGGUUUCCAUAGCACAAGCUUUGUACAAGCUUAAUUUGGGAUCAGAUGGCCGUGUGUGAAAAUGUCCCAGGAUAUUAUUAUUAUAGGUUGUAUUAUAUCCAUUAUAAAUAUUCGAAUGUUACCGUUUUAGAGUUUUAAGUUUUAACUUAUGCUGUUUAAAUGUAUCAGAGAUCAUGAACAGUUUAAUUUACUAGCAUUGAAAUGUUUUUUUUUUUUGUGUUAAAAUAUUAAUUAAUAAGAAUAUUAUCUCUUAUUCUAUUUUUAAUCUAUAUUUUUAGUAUUGUAAGGCUGUGGUAGGACUUGCUAGAUUUUCUAUACUAUUUCUACAACUUUCAAUAUUUAGAUCCUCAUGUACAAACAACAUAGUAAAAGAAUAUAAAAAAGUCAUAGACAAGAUUUGUCAAAAAAAAAAAUUUAAGCAGAGACAAUAUUGUUAAAUCUUAGUUUUUUCAAUGUAUGUAUUAAAUAUAUACAUUUUUAAACGAGAAUUCAGCACUAAUAUAGACCAAUAUUGCAUCCUAGUAAUGUGUGGAUCUUAACUGAUAGUCUUUUGGUUAUGAAGAACUUUUGAAUGAUGAAGGAAAAUAAUAUCAUAAUAAAGAUUUUCUUGUAAUAGAGCAACAGAGUUAGCUCCUAUAUCUCUUCCUAAACAAGAUACCAUUUUGUCCAGUGUAACAUUUACUUUAUUUUUUUAAUAAAUAUAAAUCAUUCAAAGAAUAUAAAAGUUACUAAAUAGUUUAUAAUUGUUUAUUUUAUAUUGUAUUUAAACGAAUAUGAAACGAAUGUCAAACAGAUAUCAAGUAUUUUUGUUCCAUAUGCAUUGCAUUUAAAAUAUUUUAAUAGAUUAAAUAUUAAAGGUUGAGUGAGAUGGAUUUAAUAGUUACACAAGGAAUUGUAUGAAAAUAAAAUUAUAUGCAAUGUACUAUUAAACUUCAUAGACACAGGGUACAAAACAAUAAAAUUUUAUAUUUAUAAAUGUGUAAUUUCUCACACUAUCCUCACAUUAAGACAAUUGAUGUGUAUGUGCGUUUUAAAUAAUUUAAAUUAAUGAAUUCUGUGUUGUGCCCAUUUCUAUUAAAUUAAAUGGUUGCAAGUUAUUCUAUUAUUAUUAUUGUCAAUAAGGAUUAUAUAGGUAGAAAAAUAUUGCAAAUUUUAUUAAUAUUAAAUAGCCAAAUAUAAACAAUAGAAUUUAGUAGAAAAUAUUUAGGUAGAGGGUCCGGUUCAGUGCGUUUAGUGCUAGUUUUAAUUAUUGUAACUUAUUCAUUCAAAUUCCUUUUUUACAAAUAUUGUAGUUUGUUAAAAGCUGGCAUUAUGGGCACUGUGUAUCAUUUAUUAACUUCUGAACUAACAUUAUAUAAUGAUUGUCGUGUUCAGUUGUAAAUAUAUUGUAAAAUGUCUUAUGAAUUGUAAUAUCUUAUCGAAAUUCAAUUAAUUGUGUUAAAUUUUAAAAGUUCAAAAUGGUAACGGACCUCUAAUUGUUAUGAUAUAUUGUUGAUUUAUUGAAUGUAAUUUAUUAUAAGAUAAUAAUU